CGGUGGAACGUGGAAAAGAUAGGGGGAGGAAAACCCUUACCCAAGAGCGAGACGAGAAAAAGCCCCUCCCCCCUCUUCCCGCAUCCGCCUCCUCCUCCUCCUCCUCCUCCCCCACAAUUCUCCCCCCGGCGGCACGACCGAAGCCUCGCGGCCGCCGCAAUGGCGCUCACCUCCCAGAGCCUCUUCUUCUCUCCUCUGGCCACCGGCCCAUCCCGGAGAGCCCGGGCGCGGGGGCGCUCCUCCUCCGUGUCAGCCGCCGCCUCGGGGCACAACUCGCAGCCCCACGGCCAACCCCUCGCCGUCGCAUCGUCUAGCUCCAAAUCCGAACCCAAGGGCUCGAAGACCCUCGCCCUCGCCUCCGCCAUAACCGCCGCGGCCUCUGGCGCGUUCCUUCUCGCGUCGUCUGGCGGCGGGUUUGGGGGUGGCGCUGGGGGCCCCCUCGGGGGUGGAUGGGGUGCCGGAGGAGGAGGAGGUGGUGGUGCCGGCGGUGGCGGCGAAGGGUUCUGGUCGCGGAUCUUAUCCGGCGGCGCGGCGCACGCGGAUGAGAAGUCGUCGGGGGAUUGGGACCCGCACGGGCUCCCGGCCAACAUCAACGUCCCGCUGACGAAGCUGAGCGGGCUGAAACGGUAUAAGAUCUCUGAGCUCAAGUUCUUCGACCGCGCCGCGGGAGGGGGCGGCGCAUACACGGGGCCCGAGGAUUCCUUUUUCGAGAUGGUGACGCUGCAGCCCGGCGGCGUGUACACCAAGUCGCAGCUUCUGAAGGAACUCGAGACACUCGUCUCGUGUGGCAUGUUCGAGAGGGUCGACCUCGAGGGGAAGGCCAAGCCCGAUGGCACGCUUGGCCUCACCGUCUCCUUUGUUGAGAGUGUGUGGAGUGCUGCUAAGCAGUUCAAGUGCAUCAAUGUGGGGCUAAUGUCGCAGUCGGGCCAGGUUGACUUCGACCAAGACAUGACAGAGAGGGAGAAGAUGGACUACCUCCGGAAGCAGGAACGCGAUUAUCAGCAGCGUGUUCGUGGUGCCAAGCCGUGCAUAUUGCCAGAAAACGUGCGCGGGGAGGUCCUAGGAAUGAUGAAGAAGCAGGAGAAGGUCAGCGCCAGGCUCCUUCAGAGGAUCAGGGAUCAUGUCCAGAAGUGGUACCACAAUGAGGGGUUCGUGUGUGCUCAGGUGGUGAACUUUGGAAAUCUUAACACCAAUGAGGUUGUGUGCGAGGUGGUCGAGGGAGAUAUAACCAAGGUGGAGUACCAGUUCCAGGAUAAGCUUGGAAAUUUUGUUGAGGGGAAUACCCAGAUUCCUAUCAUAGACAGGGAGCUCCCACAGCAGCUUCGACCUGGUCAUAUCUUCAACAUUGGAGCAGGGAAGCAAGCUCUGAAGAAUAUAAAUUCACUCGCUUUAUUCUCCAACAUAGAGGUGAAUCCACGCCCUGAUGAAACAAAAGAAGGGGGCAUUGUGGUUGAAAUUAAACUUAAGGAAUUAGAGCCGAAGUCAGCCGAAGUAAGUACAGAAUGGAGUAUCGUACCUGGACGUGAAGGCCGACCAACCCUGGCAUCCAUUCAACCUGGAGGAACUGUGUCAUUUGAGCACCGGAACAUAUAUGGUCUAAACAGAUCCAUCGUUGGUUCUGUUACAUCCAGCAACCUCCUCAACCCUCAGGACGAUCUCUCGUUCAAGCUUGAGUAUGUCCAUCCUUAUCUGGAUGGUGUGGACGACCGUAGUAAAAACCGCACCUUCAAAACUAGCUGCUUCAAUACCAGGAAGUUGAGCCCUGUCUUUGUUGCUGGCCCCAAUAUGGAUGAAGCUCCACCUGUUUGGGUUGACAGAGUUGGAUUCAAAGCCAACAUAACAGAGAGCUUCACACGCCAGAGCAAAUUCACAUAUGGGCUUGUGGUAGAGGAGAUUACAACUCGUGAUGAAACCAACAGCAUCUGCACGCAUGGUUCUCGAGCAAUGCCUAGUGGUGGCUUGAGUAUGGAUGGACCUCCCACCACCCUGAGUGGUACUGGUAUAGAUCGAAUGGCUUUUCUGCAAGCUAAUAUAACGAGAGACAAUACAGAAUUUGUAAAUGGUGCAGUUAUUGGCGACAGAUGUAUUUUCCAGUUGGAUCAAGGUCUUGGCAUCGGAAGCAAAAACCCUCUCUUCAACCGCCAUCAGCUUACUUUGACAAAGUUCGUCAAUUUAAACAAGCAGGAGAAAGGUGCUGGCAAGCCACUUCCAGCUGUUUUGGUUCUUCAUGGUCAUUAUGCAGGCUGUGUAGGAGAUCUGCCAAGCUAUGAUGCAUUUACACUUGGAGGGCCUUACUCAGUUAGGGGCUAUGGUAUGGGCGAACUUGGUGCUUCUAGGAAUGUUCUUGAGGUUGCUAGUGAGUUGCGUAUUCCUGUAAGGAACACAUAUGUGUAUGGAUUUGUUGAACAUGGCACUGACCUUGGGAGUUCCAAGGAUGUGAAAGGGAACCCCACAGAAUUCUUCCGACGUGUUGGCCAUGGGUCAUCAUAUGGUCUUGGCAUCAAGCUUGGCUUGGUAAGAGGAGAGUACAUUGUAGAUCACAAUGCUGGUACCGGAACCGUUUUCUUCAGAUUUGGUGAGAGAUUUUGAGAACAGCUCAGUCAAGCAAUUGUGGGGUAACAAGAUCAUCAAGUGGGCUGUUUAGCUCAUUUGCAGGCACUGAAUCCUGAGGCACCUAUACAUUUUGUGUGAACCGUUGGUGUUGCUGGAUUCAACUGGAAUAGAACCUCUGUUCCGCUGAAAUAAUGAAGCAUUGUCGCUUCUAUGGAAAAGUGAGAAAUUAGCUUCAGGUUUAGUAUUUGUGUAGGAAGCAAGGUUUGCUCGCGAUCUGGGGCUCCUUUGACGGAAGUAUGUGCUCCUGUCAUUUUCAAUGCCAAAGUUUUUGUUUUGUUUUUUGAUUGUUUAGAUGAAUUGUUCUAGCAGUUUUGUUCCAUUCUCGAAUUAUAAACUGUAGUAGUUAGUUGAACAAUGGUAACUACUAUCUCUAGCCUCCAGAGCUUCACCUAUUUAUCCGAAUCUUUUCUGCA
Messenger RNA from Oryza brachyantha (malo sina), 3026 nucleotides. Its product is annotated as protein TOC75, chloroplastic. Bases 160 to 2589 code for a protein of 809 amino acids. Gene Ontology annotation, biological process: protein import into chloroplast stroma; chloroplast organization. The transcript has 7 exons. Gene Ontology annotation, cellular component: chloroplast outer membrane. The record is from RefSeq and is a predicted model, not a curated record. NCBI's taxonomy places the organism in Eukaryota, Viridiplantae, Streptophyta, Magnoliopsida, Poales, Poaceae.